AUGUCGACCUUAUCAGCGAUGGAAAGUGGCUCGACGGCGUCUAGCUCCCCUUCCAACUCACGGCCAAGUUCGAUACACUUCUUUGACAAAUCAAGCCGGGGAACACAAGCUCGCAAGACAUAUCUCAAGGUAUUCAUCUCAGGGACAGUCUUGGUAACCUUGAUGAUCUUCGGUAUUCUGUCGAUAUACUGGGGUGCACUAUGGAAGGUGCCUGCUAGGAAUUUGGAAGGAUGGGUCGUAGACUUCGACGGUGGCUUCAUAGGCGAGGCCACGGUACACGCGCUCACCACGACAGCGUCACAGCAAGGUCGAAUAACGUGGAUACGUCAACCUGCUAGCUCGUUUCCGGGAGGCCUCGAGGACCUAGCGCAUAGUCUAAGGGAGGAGCACACAUGGGCUGCAAUUGCCAGUGAGCAAGCAUUUGAAAUAACGUCCAAUGCAUGUCCAAUUCACGUUUCCUCUGAAGUCCCUCCAGAUUCGAGCUCUCGACUUCAGGCAGCGCUCGAGGCCCCUACCCAGACGUACGAUGGAUCAAGAGCAAUAAUCGCAUACGGUGUAGAAGCGCGAAACGAGAACGCAUUUCGAACCCUAAUCCGACCCUCCAUUGAAUCAGCUCUGCACUCCCUCUCUCGUCAACUCGCUCAAGAGGUUAGCUCGCAGGCUGCGGUCAACCUUUCAUCUACCGCCUUACAGAACCUGCUACGAAAUACACCUCAAACCCUCGUAGCCCCAGUAGGAUUUACUAUCGAGAACCUCAUUCCAUUCGACCAACCUGUUGCGACAGCUGCUACGUUCGUCGGAAUGCUCUUACAACUCGUAUUAAGCUUCUUCAUCGUGAUGACAGCUCUGGGAGCAAGAGAGGCGUCCCAGUACCAACACACUCUGUCAACGCCUCGACUCAUUCUUCUCCGACUUGCAUCAGCUUUCGGCGCAUUCUUCUUCGUUUCGCUCAUGUAUUGCCUCCUCAACCUUGCUUUCCAGAUCGACCUGAACCGAAAAUACGGACAUGGUGGAUUCAUGGUAUUCUGGAUGGUCAACUUUGUCGGCAUGCUGUCAACGGGAUUAGCCAUCGAAUCCAUGAUCACGCUGCUCACGCCCAAGGGGAUCCCGUUCUUCUUGUUACUCUGGGUCAUCGUUAACCUUUCGGUGUCCAUCUUCCCUAUCGAAGUCCUUCCCGUGGUCUACAGAUACGGCUACGCAGUUCCUUUCUACAAUAUGUCUAAAGCUCUCCGAACGAUUGUGUUUGGGACUAAAAAUCAUAUUGACAAGACAUUCGGCAUCCUCAUCGCAUGGAUUGUCAUUUCCUGCAUCACCCUCCCUCUUUUCCAGUGGUUCGUCCGUAGGAAGCCAACGAGCGAACCCAAGAUCACCACUCGUUCCAACGAGGAUGAACUUGAAGAUCGCCCGUUUCGCGAAGAGAAGAAGCACAACGUAUUGAAUGAUGUCCAAGCCGACUUUCAGGAGUCCAGGGAAUCCGAAGACAAAGGAAGACCAAGAAUAACUUCAACUCCCCACUAA
Messenger RNA from Coprinopsis cinerea okayama7#130, 1518 nucleotides. RefSeq lists its product as hypothetical. The coding region runs from base 1 to 1518 and encodes 505 amino acids. The record is from RefSeq and is a predicted model, not a curated record. The transcript is spliced from 10 exons. Lineage: Eukaryota; Fungi; Basidiomycota; Agaricomycetes; Agaricales; Psathyrellaceae. Gene Ontology annotation, cellular component: membrane.